AUACUCGAUUUUCUAGCUUACUUGAUGCAACUAUUGUAAUUAGUAAUUGAAUUCCAUGUUCAUCCUGUUUCUUUGCUCUUAUGGCCACUAGACGGCCUCAUAAGAAGUCGCGGAAGGGAUGCACCGCCUGCAAACUGAAGCACCUCAAGUGUGAUGAAGGUCAUCCCAAAUGUGGAAACUGUCAAGAUCGCUGGAUAACCUGCACGUAUCUGUGGAAGCAAAAUCCACCACCUUCCACCUCCAUGAGAGAGAGUUCACAGCAGAGGUCUGGUACUCAUUCCCAAGCCAUAGUAUCAUCACCUGGUGCCCCCUUAUCACCAUUUCACAUGCCACAAGCAUAUAACAUUGAAGCCCUCAAACUUCUUCACCACUACACGGUCAAUGUUUAUGAUUCUCUCAGCACUAUUAUUCCACAGCAGAAAGUAUGGCAGACAUACGUCGUACAGAUAGCCACGCGAAACGGUUUCCUUCUUCGCGGGAUUUUUUCUCUAUCUGCUUUACAUAUUGCCCUUGAUGGCUGCGAUAACCCUCAAAUUAUGGUGGCCGAGGCUGCCCACCACCAAAAUGCGGCACUAGUAGAGUACCGGCGUCUCAUAAACACCGGUGACAUUUCGCCAGAAAGUCAACGCGCCGCCUUCUUGUUCUCAGCUUUUCUGGCCAUGUGUGGAUUUUGCUUUAUUCGCGCAGAUGGGAACUUACUCGAGUCAAAUAAGGGCGAUCGCGGCAUUGAUGAGUUCUUGGCUUGCGCCAACUUGGUCAGAGGCAUGGUUGGCUUGCAUAGUCUGUGGGAGGAAAACAUCUACUGUGAUGGACUCUACGCUGCUAUUCGGAGUGGUCCGCCUACAGAUUUAUACCCCGACAUUGGUGGCGACGUCAUUACGGAGCUGCGUGCUCUAUCCGAUCUUGUUACUCGCUGCGAGGCCGAAACAUGCACGAAAACAUCUAAGGUUUGCCAAGAUGCCGUUCAACAGCUUUUUUAUUCAUUCGAGAUGAUCAGGAAGAUAACGGCAGACAGAGGCUCAACAUCCCCAAUCACAGCUGGACUCAUGUGGCCUGCUGCAGUUUCCAAAGACUAUCUAAUUCUUCUGAAUCAACGAAACCCGCUCGCCGUCCUUAUUCUUGCUUAUUUUGGAGUUUUAUUGCGUCGGCUCGACUCGUUCUGGUUCUUCCGGGGGUGGGGAAAGCAUCUGGUCGAGACAAGCGCAUCCAUCCUGGGUGAUUCGUACGCUGAUCUACUUGCCUUCCCAAAAGCGUCGGUGAGGCUAUUUGAUGUUGAUAAUCGGUGCAGCCUCGGACAAACUCCAAAAUCCAGCCUUUAAGCAAGGGUCAAAGUUCAAAUGGCCAUACGGGGUCAGCCUUCUCCAAGAUAAUUAUUCAGGCAUUAUACAGUAGAACCUGGUUAUACUGAUUCAAAAAACUCUAUCGACAAAUAUCGAUUUAGUCUCGGUAGUCCCGGAUUUUUUCAUUUCUAUUAAAUUGGUUAGGUGAUAAAAGCCUUUCAGAUUUAAUUAAUUAUUUUUAUCAUCAAGAUGAUAUCAAGAUCGAGAAAAAGUUCAUUGGGUUAUAGUAAUACAUAAAGGUACAUUGGCACAAUUCUAUCCGUAUGUUCAAUAUCAGUAUAACCGGGGUUUACUGUAUUUACGGCAAGAUUCAGUUUCGCUCUAAAUCUUUGCUUCGCAUCUAUAUUAAAAAAUACAUCAUUGACGCCAACAAGCUACAAUUCAUCAAUCCGCCAGGAUAUCUAGCUAUCCCUCUUCAGACUUCAAACUCCUGAAUCCCGGUUACGCAAAUACAUGCCCGUACUUCCAUGCAAGGUCGCUUUGUCUCCCAUGACAUCGGAUGGGUGGAAAAUGUUGAGUAUCACCAUUACAAAAAACAUCAAAGUUGCGUCGAAGAUGUAAGCGAAAACCUCAUGCGAAAGCAGAUACCCGUCAUUUCCACCAGCAUACUCGAUCAAGCGAAAAGCCGAACGGACCAGGAUCAGUGCGCUCGUAAUAUACAAAACGUACAGCAGAGCCUCCCAGUUCUUGUUAUUCAUCAUGUUUUUAACGGACAUUCUCAUCGGCGCGGUACUUGUGGUUCUUUGGAAUCGACGAUGGAAAAUAGUCGCGGUGAGGAUGAAGACGCUGAAGAAGGCAAGUUGGAUGGCAAGACCCGCUAUUGUAAUAUACUCUCCAGUAGUCAGAGCGCUAGCUGUUCCGCUAGCCAUAAUUCCUCCACCUGUAUCAAAUCACCUCCAGAUCAGUAUAUGUAUUCCUCAAUAUCAACAUACGGGGGGAGGUGGACCCGAGCACACAAGACAACAUACCGGCCGCUUGACUCAGAAAUGCAAUGACAUCUCCAGUGACAAAAACCUUGGUCAUCCACUUCUUGCGGAUAGGCGACAUAUCUUCUGCGUCGAGUGCGACGACCAAUCGUCCGAGAACCAUGUAUAUCGAGGCGGCGAAGAGCGCCGGUGCGAGCAGAAUCAGUAUCGUGGUGAUGCUGUAGAUGGGAAUGGACUCUUUGUUGGAAUGCGCCAUAAUUCGAAAGAUAUAUCCGACGACUUCGACUGUUUGCGCAUUGUAUGAGCGGGAGUGGGGACGAGAAGGAGAUGAGAUGAAGAAAAUAGAAAAUAAACAUACAAAUACCGCCGAUCACAAGAGGAGUAAAGUACCAUGAUCGGGCCCGGAUCAUCUGGUAUAUGUGAUACAACGUCGUAGCUGCGAAGGCGAUCAGAAAAACCACGGCCGCUCCUAGAUUCGGCGUGUAGCGGUAAAGUUUGAAGACUGGAGUGUCUGUCGGGGCCGAGGAGGAGGACAUUUUUGCUUUCGGUCGUUGGAGGGAGGACGGGGCCUUUUUGUAUAUUAUAUUUCUUGAAGAAAAGGAUCGAAGAGGCGGAUCGCAGCAGAGAGAGAUGGAAAAGGAAGUGCUGUUUUGUUAUCUAUACAAUAUACAAUACACAGUGAGUACAAAUGAGCGUCUGCCCACUUGUAGUAUAGUAUAUAUAGUAUUGCUCCAGAUCCCAAAUUAAAGUCAAGUAUCAAAGUAAAGUAAAGUAAAAGCAAACAUAUGAAUUCAGAAUUUAGAUAAAAAUGAAU
Molecule: messenger RNA, 3080 nt
Organism: Botrytis deweyae
Lineage: Eukaryota; Fungi; Ascomycota; Leotiomycetes; Helotiales; Sclerotiniaceae
Exons: 3
Coding region: 81-1319 (412 amino acids)
Biological process (GO): regulation of transcription by RNA polymerase II
Molecular function (GO): zinc ion binding; DNA-binding transcription activator activity, RNA polymerase II-specific
Source: RefSeq, a predicted model, not a curated record